Rattus norvegicus (Norway rat) is the source of this 8490-nucleotide messenger RNA. It is a transcript of the gene Aff1, whose product is annotated as ALF transcription elongation factor 1. Gene Ontology annotation, cellular component: transcription elongation factor complex; super elongation complex; chromatin. Gene Ontology annotation, molecular function: transcription elongation factor activity. The record is from RefSeq and is a predicted model, not a curated record. Gene Ontology annotation, biological process: positive regulation of DNA-templated transcription, elongation; DNA damage response; regulation of gene expression. NCBI's taxonomy places the organism in Eukaryota, Metazoa, Chordata, Mammalia, Rodentia, Muridae.
GCGGGGACCGCAGGAAGCCGCUGGAUCGCUGCUAUCUCAUCCCCGGAGUGUCGGGCAGAAAACAGUGUCUGCACCGGGUGCAAAGGGACCGCCCGGAAAGUUGAGGUUAAAGAUCCCGUUUCUGACCCGAAGAACUGUUAUUUUCGGGAAGUGAAGUUGGUUUCUCGGGUCUGCCGGAGCCUGGAUUUUCAUUGGCGUGCCCUGUGCACUCUCAUCCGGCUCUCCUAGUUGGCCAUUUGGCGUCGUCAGAAGUUUGGAAGCGCACUUAAUGGAAACUAAAAUUCGCCCUGGAGAGAGAGGGAAAUUUGCCUGCUUGUACAAUGAAGACAGAAACCUGCUUCGAAUCAGAGAGAAGGAAAGGCGCAACCAAGAGGCCCACCAGGAGAAAGAGGCGUUUCCUGAGAAGGCUCCACUGUUUGCAGAGCCCUACAAGACCGCGAAAGGCGAUGAGCUGUCGAGUCGCAUACAGACCAUGCUAGGUGACUAUGAAGAGAUGAAGGAGUUCCUAAGCAGCAAGUCCCACCCUCACCGCCUGGACGGCUCUGAGGACAGGCCGGGGAAGCCCAGAUACCCCUCGUGUCACGACCGGGGGAGCGGUGCAUCCGGCUCCUUCCGCACACAUGUCUACCACCAGCCUACCCACACUUCUGCUCCCGGAUCACUUUCUGUCAGCAACGUCAGCCAAAGUCCAAAGAUGGCACAGCCCAGGAUGGAGCCGGUGCCAAGUCUCCAUGCCAAAAUCUACGGAGCGCCCGAUGGCCCCCGUCCGGCUCAAGAUCGCCUCAGUCAGGGGCAUUGUUCCAGAAAGUGUGACCGAAGAGCCGAGGGAGACUCGGAGAGGAAGCUCUCGCCCUUCAUCUCCUCCUUGCCGUCCCCCGUGCCCCCACUCUCACCUGCACAUUCCAGGCCGCAGGCAACCAGCAAGGCUCACGGCAGCGGAACUGGCACUCAGAGCUGCUAUGCCUCCAAGCCUUCCAAGGACCCGGUGGUGACGGCCCAAGAGAAGGAGACUCCUCUCGACAGUCUGGUGGCAGUUACCAGCCUUGGAGCAGCCCCUCCUCAGCCACCUUGCCAAACAUUUCCACCACCUCCCCUCCCCUCAAAAAGCAUCGCAAUGCAGCAGAAGCCCACAGCGUACGUCCGUCCCAUGGACGGUCAGGACCAGGCUCCUAGCGAGUCCCCUGAGCUGAAGCCGCCGCUGGAGGACUUUGGUCAGCAAAGCUUUGAGAAACCGGACCUUAAAGUGCCUGCCAAAGCCAAGCUCACUAGACUAAGGAUGCCCUCGCAGACGGUAGAGCAGCCGUACUCCAAUGAAGUCCACUGUGUUGAAGAGAUUCUGAAGGAAAUGACCCACUCGUGGCCGUCUCCUCUGACUGCCAUACACACACCCAGUACAGCCGAGCCGUCCAGAUUUCCUUUCCCUACAAAGGAUCCUCUGCACAUCAGUUCUGCAACCCAAAGCCAAAAACAAUACGAUGCACCUUCAAAAACCCACCCCAACCCCCAGCAAGGAACAUCCAUGCUCGAGGAUGACCUGCAGCUCAGUGACAGUGAGGAAAGCGACGUGGAGCAAGCCGUGGAGAAGCCUCCGUCCCCACCUGCACCUCCAAGUGCUCCGCAGACGAUUCCCGAGCCCGUGGCCUCAGCACAUUCCAGUAGUGCAGAGUCAGAGAGCAGCGAGUCAGACAGUUCCUCCGACUCUGAGAGCGAGAGCAGCUCCAGCGACAGUGAGGAGAACGAGCCCCUGGAAACACAGGCUCCCGAGCCUGAGCCUCCGACAACAAACAAAUGGCAGCUGGACAACUGGUUGACCAAAGUCAACCAACCAUCAGUGCCCCUAGAGAGCCGGGGGAGCACAGAGUCUCCACGAUGUCGCCAGGAAAGUAAGGGUGGUGGUGAGGGCGGCAGUGACCAGCAGCAUCCUGAUUCCAAAGACCCUCCCCUGAAGAGUUCCAGCAAAGCUCUCCGGGGUCCCUCUGAGGGGCCGCAGCCUGGGAAGAGGAACUGUCCGAAGUCCCCUGCUCAACAGGAAACCCCCCCACCUCGGCAAACUGUGGGCAGUAAACAACCCAGAAAACCCACCAAGGGCUCCACCCAGGCAGAGCAGCCCCAGGCCAGCUCUCGAGUGGAGGGCGAAGCAGGACCCGUAGCCUAUGGCUCAAAGGAGCAGACAUCCAAAGACAAACCCAAGGUGAAGACGAAAGGCAGGCCCCGUGCUGUGGGCAGUCGGGAGCCCAAAUCUGAGGUCCCCGUACCUGUGCCUCAGGCAGCUGUGCCCAAGCCGCAGCCACCUGCGCCCACCCCCAUCGAGAAGAGGAAACAUAAGAGUUCCACAGCCCCCUCCAAGGCACUCUCAGGCCCUCAGCCAACCAAGGACAGUGCUGGGGACAGGAACCAGGAGCACCCUGCCCUUGUCUCCUUGACUCAGAGCCAGGGUCAACCCAACAGCGGCAGGGGCAGCGGUGGUGGCAGGACUAGUGGUUGCCGGCAGGCCGUGAUCACCCAGGAGGACAGCUGUAGAGACAAGCUCCUGUUGCCUUUGAGAGACACCAAACUGCUCUCGCCGCUCAGGGACUCUCCACCACCGACAAGCUUGGUGGUGAAGAUAACCUUAGACCUUCUCACGAGGGUUCCGCAGCCACCGGGGAAGGGGGGCCGCCCCAGGAAGUCAGAGCACAAGCAGCUGCCAGCAGGGAAGAAGCAGGACUUGGAGGCAAGGGGCUGUGACAGUUCCAGCCGAGUCACCAAGAAGAGAAAGGCUGAACCGGAGAAAGAGCACAGUCACAAGAGGCUCCGACUGGAUAAGUCGCAGACGUCCUCAUCCUCGUCUUCCCACGCAGAGUCUUCCAAGUCAAAGACACCCAGGCCCUCCUCAGAGUGCUCAAGAAAGGAAAUGCUUCCUCCUCCGCCGGUGGUGCCCUCAUCCUCGUCGUCUUCCUCGUCUUCCCAGAAGCCAAGCAAACCUGCACACAAGAGGCCCAGGCCAGAUGCAGACAUCGGUAGCCAGGACCCUCCCAGAAGUUCUGGCAGCACGAAGAGCAGCUGUACAGACUCUUCAGUUCCGAAGCACAGAAAAGUACAGGCCCGGGACUCUGAACACAAAGGAUCUUCUGGAGAUGCUGCGAAUCCUUUUCCAGUGCCUUCUUUGCCAAAUGGUAACUCUAAGCCAGGAAAGCCACAGGUGAAAUCUGACAGACAACAAGCUGACUUUCACAUGAAGGAGGCUAAAAAGCUGAAGUGCAAGGCGGAGGCAAUGGUGGACAAGGCUGGAAAAGCCUUCAAGUAUUUGGAAGCCGUCCUGUCUUUUAUUGAGUGUGGAAUGGCCACCGAGUCAGAGAGUUCAGCGAAGUCAGCGUACACCGUGUACUCAGAAACCGUAGACCUCAUUAAGUUCGUGAUGUCGCUUAAAUCCUUCUCAGAUAACACAGUGCCAGCACAAGAGAAGAUAUUUGCUGUCUUAUGCUUGCGUUGCCAGUCCCUUUUGAACAUGGCGAUGUUCCGAUGUAAAAAGGACACGGUGAUGAAGUAUUCCCGUACCCUUAGCGAGCACUUCAGGAGUACCUCCAAAGUGGCCCAGGCACCUUCUCCAUGCGUGGCAAGAAGCACAGGCGUUCCGUCCCCCGUCUCCCCAAUGCCUUCUCCUGCCAGCUCUGCUGGAUCCCAGACGAGUGCUGGCAGCAGUAUGGGGGCCAUGGGGGCGACGGCCACCGUCAGCACCCCGGUCACCAUCCAGAACAUGACCUCCUCUUAUGUCACCAUCACAUCCCAUGUCCUUAAGGCCUUUACCCUUUGGGAACAGGCAGAGGCCCUCACAAGGAAGAACAAAGAAUUCUUUGCUCAGCUCAGCACAAAAGUGCGCGUGUUGGCCCUCAACAGCAGCCUGGUGGACCUGGUGCACUACACAAGGCAGGGCCUCCAGCGGCUGAGACAAGCACCCCAAACCCCGCUAAUGUAGGCUGGGCCUACUCGAUGCCUUGUGCCUCUCUGCACAGUUGGAAGCCGUGAUCCACUGUAGACAAUUGUCAGAUGGGGAUGUCAGUACUCGAGAAGAGGAGCGCCGUGAGGCCGUGAGACGACCAGGAUGCUCGACCACUUCAACUCACAGGAGCUGUGUGGUCAUUGGCCGGACACUGGUCAGCUCAGCAGUUGCUGGAAAAUGAUCUUGCCUUUCCAAAGGGAAGGACACAAGUGCAAUGGAGUCCAGCUGGCGUACGAAUUGGUCCAGAAACAUUUCUGGGUUUUGUUUUUUUUUUCUGUUUGUCUGAACAAGAGGAUAAAAAUUGCAAACAAGAGGAAGAGAACGUCUCAGAAGCCACCCUUGUUCACUUCCGGAAGGAGUUUUUUUUUUUUUUUCCGGAGCUGGGGACCGAACCCAGGGCCUUGCGCUCCCUAGGCAAGCGCUUUUUUUUUUUUUAAUAAUAAUUUUUGGUGAAGGGCUUUAUGAUUUUGUUCUCUUCUCAAGUUUUAAAGGAAACGUUGCUUAAUACAUUCUAAUGGCCAUCUGUGGAACACAAGUUGCGGAGGACUCCACCGCACCUCACUUCCUGCAGGGAAGGGGCUCUGAUGACCGAGUACUGUCAUUUACAAAAUCUAAGGUGACACCCACCGUACCCCAGUGCCUAGAGUGCUGCACAUUGUCUAGCUCAGGCCUCUCUGGCUAUACUGAGAAGCAUCCCCCGUCGGCCCUAGAGGAGUGGAAGCAGUUACAUCCGGGUUCUUUCUCACAGUCUUCCUCACAUCCCCAGAGGCCUCACUCUUCCUCCUGCCGCACUCCACGAAAAACCUUGGGCAAACACGGGAGCCAUGUUGGCCUUGGGCCGGAGGCAGAUAUGCACUGUCUGCUGGGUACUGACAGGGCUGUGGCUACUCCAUGUCUCAGUGAGCAGAAGUAUAAAGUCUUCCUAGAGAGGUUGUAUUUUUCUCCUACCAAGUAUUUUAUAUUUAUAGCAAAACUCAACUUUCCAAGACCCUUGACUAUCCAGGGGACGUUAGCUCCUUGAGAGGAUGUGGAGAUUGGGGGACUUGGGGGGUGGGGGUUAGAUUCAACUUUAAAACUCCCCACUGUCAUACACCUUCACUCCAGGCCAUCUUCUCAGGUACUCUGACUUGAUGAGGUUGGAGAGGAUCUGUGUCCUUCCCCGGGCUACGCCCCGCCCACAUUAGACCAGGUUCACCUGGGUGGGAGGUGAGGGACACACUCAGAAUUCACACCCGCCCGCAAACACAGGCCUUUCCUUGAGGCUUCAAGGUUAUUACUGGAAUACUCUCUGAGGGCAGUGUUCUUUCAAAAGCCCAUUCUUUUUUUAUCUCUUCUAGAUAGUAGGAUUUGCACAUGCGUUUCCGUGGAGGUACCUGUGUGUGGCCCGGCCUCUGCCUCUGCCUCCUGUCGGCCACGCUUGUGUGAGUGCAUUUGGAAAUCAGUGGAGACCUAUCUUUCCUCGGUGACGAUGUCUAUGGUCCCUGUGGUAACAUUAGGACCUUCUUGGUACCUUGGUAAAUCCACACAGGGUCUCUAGGUGGGUGCAAUACCUGGCUUUUCAGGACAGAGCGUCUCAGCCUUUUAUCCUGGUAUGAAUAGAGUCAGAAAAUGGCCACCGUGUGCAUAUCUGAGCAGAGACCAAGACUGUGAUCCAACUAAGCAGUUUUCUUUACUGAUGUCCUGAAGCAGAGCCAUGUUGUCAACCAGAGUCGAAGUAUAUGGCAGGUCAUUCCCAGCACUGUGUCACCUCUUCAGCAGAGCUAGGCUUGUGGGCUUGUCAGGAUCCUUUCCCUCUCCCACAGCUGUCUGUCCCUUGCUGCCUGUCGGUUGUUAAAACGGCUCUGUCCCUUAGGGACAGGUUCUGCUCUGUGGACAUUUUGCCAGAGCAGUGUGUGUCCUGCCAGCAGGCCACUGUGCCCCUUGCCUGGACACAUUCAGUCAGUGCAGGAAGAACGGGCUGUCUUGGUCUACGUCUGGGUUUGUUUUCUCCUCAGCUCUUGAUACUACAGUUUCCUUUGUACCUUGAAAACCAACGAAGUUGGACAGGAUCCGUUUCUGCCAGUCUGGUCUGUAGCUGUUGGCAUUGCUGCUUUUCCCACAACACUGUACCUAGAGAGUGUGAGCUUGUCUGCCUCCUUCAGAGCGAAAGCCCGGGACUGUUCAGCAACUGUUACUGCUCAGUGUGAGCCCCAAGGACUCAAACUUCACACCAUCUGCACCCUUCGCCAUGUGCUCACAGUUCCCAGAGGUGGAUUUUUUUCCCCCCUGAGGUGAUUAUUUUGGGAGGACCAUAAAAUCAGCCCUUUGGAUAUGGGAUGCUCUUGUAACUGUGGGAGAGCACCCACGUUGUGGGCAGGCAGUAUUUAUGAGGGAGUCUUGCCAUGGCCAUUUACAAAGGCCGUGUGGCCCGUCUGUCUGUGGUAACAGAGUAGAGGAACACACUUUUUGCCCCUGAGUGCUGAGUGUUUUCUCUUUUGGAAAGAAUUAGAUCACAUAAAGGCCCUGUUAGAUGCCACUAGAGUGGGUGGCCUUUGGUUAAGGUGCUGAGACGAGAUGGCAGGCGGAAGGGAGCAGCAGGAGGGCCCAGCAAGUGCUCAUCAGCGGUCCCUUACAAAGUGACACUUAUUUUGUAGAUGUUUUGGCAAAUGUCAGUCUAUUCCCUGGGCCACCACCACCUGCCCGUCUGCAGGAAGUUUUGAACAGACUCUUCCCCAUCUUGAUUGAAAAUGUGCCUCCGUGUGUUGGUGUUAGGGACAGCGCCUGGGUCCUACGAUUCCUGUUUGGUAACUUCUGAAAGGAUUCGUGCUCCUGAGCUGUGGUCUCUGGUGCAGAGGACGAGAGAUUCGGCCUGGUGUAUUUGCGCCUUUGCUGACCAAAACAUAAUUUCUCCAGCAAUGCCGUUUGCUUUGCCGUGGCUUUGAGUGGGUGGCUUCGCAGGUCUUACGUUUACUUUCCUGCUUUGUGGAGUUUGAGGUGAGUUGGGCUUAAAUAUGAUUUAAGGUCUUUCCGUGCCUCCUACAGAUUCUCCUCUUCUUAAUGAUUUUCCCCAACACUACAAAAUGUCUUUGAAAAUUUACCACUUUGUCUGUUACACUCUUUCACCGCGGGUUAGAAGUAUUUAAAUCUCCUCAGAACAUUUUGGGGCUCCUUUCUGAAACACAGAAGUGUAGAUUUUUCUCAUUGGAGAACACAAGCUAUUGCUUUGCAGCUAUGGGGACGGGAGGGUCCGUUUUGAUGCCCCCCCCCCCCCUCUCUCCUGGUCUUGGCUCAUUUGGAAAUACCGGGCGAGAGGGCGUUUUCUGUGGAAGGGAAGUGUAAGGACCGAGGGGCCUGGUGUUGGGAUUCUGGUGUUUUCUGCCAGGCCAUCCUCCGUAUGCAGUCCAGUUAUGGUUUCCCCGACUGAGAACAGCUGCCUGUGUCCACGCUCUUUCUGAUGUGCUGACAAGCACCACCUACCACAUUUCCUCAGGCGGGUGUAAAUCUCCCGGUUCCUUGAGGGUGAGUCACACUCUGUUCUGUUCCGCUGUGCAUCAGACAUCAGCUGUUACUGUGAUGGGCAGAGAAGUGCCUCUUUCCCUACCUACGAGGGAGCCAGAGGACAGGAAGCCUAGGGCUCUCUGCAAACCUGUGUAUUGCUUACAUCUGUCCAUAGGACACAGGAAUGAGGCCAGCGGUGGGCAAACAGAGCUGCGCUGUUGGGCCGGGCGGUGGCUGACCUAAGGAAGGUGAACUUGCUUCGCUUAGGUGUUUUAGCGAUGCUCAAUACAGGCAGUAUUAAGUUUGCCUUUUGUUCAGGCCAUGACAUGUAUUGCUAAGAACACUGCACAUCCUCACGGUAUCACGUACACACUGUUCAUGGCAGAGUGUGUGCGUGUGUGUACACGUGUGUCCCGGAUUUAAUUUUUUUUCUGAAUGUGAUCGUGUUUUGGAUAAUACCUGAGCAGGGUUGCCUUUUUUUUUUAUUUAUUACCAUUAUAUAUUAUAUUAUAUAUUAUAUAUUUUCUUUCUUACAAUGUUAGAAGAAAGUCAUACCUUGGUAUUAAAAUUGCUUUAAAAAGGAAUACGUUGUCAAGGUGAUAAUGAAAGUCACUGGUCUGCCUUUGUCUUUGAUUACCAUGGAAUAAUGUGCCGGCUAUGAUCAGUGGUUGUGUGUGCAGGCUGGGGAGGCAACUGUGCUCCCAGCAAAGAUGUGUGACACAAACCAGGGGAACACCACAGAUUUAAAAUCGGCUUCAGCAAUGGAACUGCAAACUUGGGGCUUCGGUCAACAGGAUUUAUCUGCCUUGUGGAAUACACUCUGAAAGGGGCAGACAUGACCUGUGAGGUCUUUUAAAGGAAAUCUGCAAACGAUCUUUCCAAAGAUAAUGUGCCACAGAUCUUUUGCUUUUCUCUGUAACAAGGACUGAGUGCUGUCUUCGACAAAUGUAACUGACUUUUCAUCUUCAGCCUUUCCUUUCCACGAGAUCAAACUGUAGACAAAAGAGAUAUUUAAUAAAAAUUUAGAGAAAUCA